AUGCGCGUGCAUGCGCUACGGAAGGCCACAGAACAUGUUGGAGGUUUCGACAACGGAGCCGAGCGCGUCGUCUGCGCGUUGCAUCCCGCCAGCCGCAGCGUCUUUAAGGGGGUUAACCUCUCAGGCAGCCGAAUUGAGCUCGCGUUCUUCCAGCUGGGCGCUGGAAGCCGACUGCUAUCUCUCAGCAUCCGCGCUUCUUUCCCGCUCAAACUUUGCGCGGUACCUUUCUCUGCGGUCAGGAGGGAUCGGCCUUUCGUCAAUCACGGUCACGCUGACUGCGAUCGUGAGCAGCUUGACAAGUUAUGUGUCUUCUGCCCUACAGACACCCCUUUCGCGCUCCUUCUACUGCGGCUGCAGGACGGGGUUACAAGUACAACACAACCCUCAUACCCCCCGCACGAUCGGACGUGCAUACUCUCGGCCACGGGCAAGGAGGGUUUGCACUCGAAGUCUUCACUGACAUCGGAUGGGCCAUGUAACGGAUCAUCUCACAAGAAGAAACACUACAGCGUAUUGAAAGAUCUCUCUGUCGGUGCGCGAGUUCUUAGCCAACGGAAUCGCUGCCUUGACGGACGAUGGAUCUCAUCGUGCCUUGUGCCGUACGCUUUCUCACGCGAGCGAGACCUGCCUAUGUGUUUGGGCGCUGCAUACUUGACACGGCCUACGACAAUCUUGUCGAAUGUUCGAUGCGUCUUCGGGAGAAGCCAAUCGCCUGUACACCGCCUCAACAGCAUCAUGAUGAGUUCACCUGGGACACCCAUGGACACCCCUACUCGGCCUGUGCGCUAUGCGGGAUGGAGGGCUCGAUGUAGCUAUAGAUCUGGCACGUAUCGGACUCGGAUUUAA
Peniophora sp. CBMAI 1063 is the source of this 846-nucleotide messenger RNA. The record is from the annotation of a GenBank genome assembly. Lineage: Eukaryota; Fungi; Basidiomycota; Agaricomycetes; Russulales; Peniophoraceae.